UCCUACGAGCGCACACUGACACAACCAGGAGGACUUUAUAAACCACUUGGGAGGACUUUAAACUGUAUUAUUUCUAUCCCACGGGAGUAUAACCUGGUAUUUGGAUUAGUGUUGUGCUUGGGACAAUAUGGACAGUAACAUGAGGCAAAUUACAUUACUUAUGCUUGUAUUGGCGCUGGUUUCAUUUUUCACGACGUCUUGCGCCUCAGACGCGUUUCCAAAAGCAAAGAAUGUAUCCUGGUCUUCUGUAAACUUUAAAUCCAUGUUAACGUGGAGUCCAAAACCAACCAAUUAUUCCUACACUGUUGAGUUUUCUGAACUCAGCCAGGACAGAGAACGGACGCCACACUGCAUCAGGACGAUGGAUACCGAAUGUGACCUGACUGCAGUGUUAAAAAACCUGAAGGCCUAUUACAGCGCUGACGUCCUGUCUGAACCCAUGCGGGGCGUCUCCUCAGAUUUGGUCGAAUUCCCUCAUGUCAGCUCUGGGAAAUUCUCUCCUUAUCACGACACGGACAUUGGUAGACCGGAGUUUGAAAUAGAAGUAAGCAGCGACAAAAGAAUGACAAAGCUGCAUGUGAGGGACGUCCCGACGGCUCUGUUUGAUGAUCAGAAAAAGAGAUUAAAUAUUCGGGAUGUUUUCGGGGAUGACCUGCAGUAUAAGGUUAUCUACAGAAAGGCCAAGAGCACAGGAAAGAAAGAGAAGUUUAGUAAAAACAGCAUCAUCGAGAUGCCAGAUUUGGACCGAGGAGUGAGUUACUGUUUUAACGUUCAAGCUUAUCUACCUUCACGUGCUGCAAACAAACAAUUUGGAGAGCUCAGCAGCAUCCACUGCUCUACAGAGGAAAACACAUCCGUCUUUGAAGAAUACAGCACGAGUGUCAUCGCUGGAGUUAUUGUUUUCAUCCUUUUGGCAAUAAUAGUCAUCGUUUUUGUCAUCGUGAUGUGCUGCAGACGAAGGAGGAGACCGGGAAAGGAUUAGCAUUGAAUGGUCUUUGAGGAGUGCACAUGCCCUGUUUGGUACGUCUAAAUUAAUAUAAAGGGAGGAUGGCUGUUCCGUUCCACUACCGAAAUACUGUUUCUGUGAAACCUCAAAAUGUAGAUAUGUUAGACAUAUAAUUUAGCAAGACGAGAGCUUUUUACUGUCAGGGUGGUGGGUUCUUUAGUCUGGCACUGAACUGUACUGUAUAAAUGUUUUUGUUUCUGUGUACAUACACAGUUGAAGUCAGAAUUAUUCUGCCUCCUGUGAAUUUUUUUUUCUUUUUCAAAUAUUUCUCAAAUUAAGUUUAACAGAGCAAGGAAUUUUUGAUGGUAUUUCCUAAUAUAUUUUUUCUUCUGAAGAAAGUCUUACUUGUUUUAUUUCAGCUAGAAGGAAAGCAGUUUUUAUUUUUCUAUAAAGAAUUUUAAGGUCAAUAUUAUUACCCCCUCUUAAGCAAAAAUUGUUUUAGAUUGUCUACAGAACAAACCAUCGUUAUACAAUGACUUGCCUAAUUAGUUCUACUUGCCUAAUUAACCUUGUUAAGCCUUUAAAUGUCACUUUAAGCUGAAUACUGGAUUCUUAAAAAAUAUCUAGUAAAAUAUUCUGUAGUCAUCAUGACAAAGAUAAAAGAAAUCUGUUAUUAGACAUUAGUUAUUAAACUAUUAUGUUUAGAAAUGUGUUGAAAAAAUCUUUCCGUUAUGUGUAGUGAAGGGGG
This is a messenger RNA of Danio aesculapii, 1694 nucleotides long. RefSeq names its product coagulation factor IIIa (gene f3a). Gene Ontology annotation, cellular component: membrane. Bases 128 to 982 code for a protein of 284 amino acids. The transcript is spliced from 6 exons. Gene Ontology annotation, biological process: blood coagulation. Gene Ontology annotation, molecular function: protein binding. Lineage: Eukaryota; Metazoa; Chordata; Actinopteri; Cypriniformes; Danionidae. The record is from RefSeq and is a predicted model, not a curated record.